AUGGGUGACAAUAAACAAGUAUUUACAUCCAUUACCAAGAAACCUGGGGUCGGAUAUCCAGUGUUAACACCUAAUCGUCGAGGAUUAGAUGGUGCGAUUGAAGCUGGUGCAAAGGAAGUGGCUAUGUUUACAGCAGUGACCGAAUCAUUCAAUCAAAAGAAUACCAAUUGUUCUACCGAUGAAGCUAUCCGACGAUUAGCAGAAGUGGCCAAGCAUGCUUUGGACCAAAAUAUUCGCGUUCGAGGUUAUGUUUCCUGUGUGGUGGGUUGUCCUUAUGAAGGCUCUGUAGAUCCUGUCAAGGUAGCUGAUAUGGCUCAACGAUUAUAUGAAGCUGGAUGUUAUGAAAUAAGUUUGGGGGAUACUAUUGGUGUGGGUACUGCUGGUUCGAUGGCUAGAAUGUUGGAUCAUGUAUUGAAGGUUGUUCCUGCUGAAGCUUUAGCUGUACAUUGUCAUGACACUUAUGGUCAAGCCUUGGCAAAUAUCUUGAAAUCUUUGGAAUAUGGCAUUCGUGUAGUGGAUAGCUCAGUAGCUGGUCUGGGUGGUUGUCCUUAUGCUCCUGGUGCCAAAGGAAAUGUUGCUACUGAAGACGUAGUGUACAUGUUGAAUGGACUCGGAUACAAGACUAAUGUAAAUCUGGAUCAACUUGUGGAUGUCGGUAACUGGAUCUCUGACAAACUUGGACGUGAAACCAAUUCUAGAGCUGGUGCUGCUUUGACGGUGGCUCGUCUUAGAAAGGCUGCCUUGGAUUCAAAAUUAUAG
Halteromyces radiatus is the source of this 759-nucleotide messenger RNA. RefSeq lists its product as uncharacterized. Gene Ontology annotation, molecular function: hydroxymethylglutaryl-CoA lyase activity. The transcript has 2 exons. Bases 1 to 759 code for a protein of 252 amino acids. Gene Ontology annotation, biological process: L-leucine catabolic process; ketone body biosynthetic process. The record is from RefSeq and is a predicted model, not a curated record. Lineage: Eukaryota; Fungi; Mucoromycota; Mucoromycetes; Mucorales; Cunninghamellaceae.